Caenorhabditis briggsae is the source of this 144-nucleotide messenger RNA. The transcript has a single exon. The coding region runs from base 1 to 144 and encodes 47 amino acids. The record is from RefSeq and is a predicted model, not a curated record. NCBI's taxonomy places the organism in Eukaryota, Metazoa, Nematoda, Chromadorea, Rhabditida, Rhabditidae.
AUGGAAGGGACGGAAAAGGUGAGCACGAGAGAGUUCGGAGACGGAGACAGUGAGAGCAUGCGAGUUAGUAUGCAGAUUGGAGAGACGCCGUGUAUAAUCGGUUCUGCUGUGUACAGGCAAAAGAAAAGGAUAUUUGUGUUGUGA